GGUCUGAGAGCCGGCCGUUGGGACAAAUCGCAAUGAAAUCAUUUAAUAGCAAACCGAUGGCCUCCAAGGGCCACUCGACAGAGGAGGAACAGAUUCUAGAUGAACUUUCCCGCUGGUUGGCACCGAUACUGAGAGACCCUGAGAAAGCGAGGAAGAAGGGCCUCGAGCGGGACCAGGAUGGCUGGGCCAAACUGGAGGAAGUCGAGAAGAUUCUGAGACGCUCUCGACUCCAACAGCACGUCGGCCAGCUCAGGAGGAUGCUGACAUGGAGCAAGUAUGAUAGGGGCCGGGAGGCUGGCCAACCGCGCUUUAUUGUGCAGACCUGGAACGAUGACGAAUAUAUUCGUCCUUACAAGAAGGUGCUGAUAGAGGAUAAUGUGCCAAGGUGGUCAGCGAUGGUUGUAGGUGAGGAGAGUGAGGGAGCACGAGAAGAUAUCAGAGCUUCACCGGCACCAGCACCUGCGAUGCCUGCGGCGCCUGCGGCACCUCAGGCAGCUGAUGCAGCAGCAGCUAAAGCAGCAGCCUUUGCACCCGCAGAAAAGCCUCAGCCGGAAUCACCAAUCCGCUUCCCACAGCUCGUCUACCCGAAGAUCGUGGAAAUGCUGAAACAGGUGAAGGAUAUGGGGCAAUGCAUGUCCGUGUCAAAAGCUCCUUGA
Messenger RNA from Cladocopium goreaui, 656 nucleotides. Lineage: Eukaryota; Dinophyceae; Suessiales; Symbiodiniaceae. The record is from the annotation of a GenBank genome assembly.